This is a messenger RNA of Caenorhabditis bovis, 1173 nucleotides long. Lineage: Eukaryota; Metazoa; Nematoda; Chromadorea; Rhabditida; Rhabditidae. The record is from the annotation of a GenBank genome assembly.
AUGGUCGCCGAUAAAGCUGAUGUGUAUUUGAGCUCCAAACUCCAGGCUGCAAAAGGCCCAGUCGCUGAUGACUGGAAGCUUCUUUUGGAUAAUUAUUCAAAAAAACUCUGGCACCAGCUUACAAUCGCCACAAAAACUCUGUUAAGUAAGGAGCAAUUUUUGAAGGAUUUGGAUCUUGCUGAGUUUUAUAACAACUUCAUCUCUGAAGUUGAACUACGUAUGAAUCCAUUGAAACUCGCAGAAAUUUGCAUUGUCAUUGGGAAGUUUAUUUACGUGAAGGAUAAGAAGAAGGGGAUUGAGUUUCUUGAGAAAAUUGGAAAAAUCGUUGCCAAGGAUAAGGUAGCAGUUGCCCGCAUCCAUACUGGAGAAAUCGAAUUCCGUUUGACUAACAAGGACAAAAAUGACCAGAUCGUGGAUUUGAAAAAGAUUCGAGAUCUCAUUGAUUCGACACAACAAGAAGUUGAUGCGCUUGUUGGGGUCACAGAAGUUCAUGCUCCAUUCUACAAAGUAUCAUCAGUUUAUCUUCGUGAAGUCGGAGAUUUUGCGGGAUAUUAUCGCGAAGCGCUGAGAUAUCUUGGAGUCGAAGAUAUUAAUAAAAUGACCAAGGAAGACAAACAAGUGCAAGCUGUUCUUAUUGGAUUUGCUGCACUUCUUGGAGAAAAUGUUCACAAUUUUGGAGAGCUUUUGGCACAUCCAAUCCUUAAAUCACUCGACGGAACUGGCGAGCGUUGGCUCGUAGACGUGCUUUUGGCUUUCAACAGUGGAGAUUUGCCGAAAUUCUACGCACUUGAGCCGCAUUGGAGUGGAUGGGAUGAUUUGAAAAAGCAAAAGGAUUUUCUUGUUGGCAAAGUGCGACUGUUGGCAAUUAUGGAGCUCGCUCUUGCUCGUCCCGCAAAGGCCAGGAACAUUUCGUUCAAAGAGAUUGCUGCCAAAUGUCAAGUUCCAGUUGAAGAGGUUGAGUUUUUGGUGAUGAAGGCGUUGAGUAAGGAUCUCAUACGUGGAGAUAUCAACCAAGUCGAGCAGGUUGUGCAUAUCAACUGGGUGCAGCCAAGAGUUUUGGAUUCUCAACAGAUCCUUCAAAUGGCCUCCAGAAUUGCUGCAUGGCGAACGGAUGUAAUGUCGAUGGAAUCGGUAGUGAGCGCUCAUGCUCAAGAAAUUCUCACCCAAAACUAG